Molecule: messenger RNA, 2401 nt
Organism: Symphalangus syndactylus (siamang)
Lineage: Eukaryota; Metazoa; Chordata; Mammalia; Primates; Hylobatidae
Gene: EBF2
Product: EBF transcription factor 2
Biological process (GO): regulation of DNA-templated transcription
Molecular function (GO): DNA-binding transcription factor activity; DNA binding
Source: RefSeq, a predicted model, not a curated record
AGGGCCGUAGUAACCCAUUCAUGGGGCCCGCGCGCGGCUGCAGCCGGGCUCCGUGGCGCUCGCAGCCACCGCCUCCUCUCGGCUCCGGGUCUUCCCCUUCCUUUUACAACUGAUCCUGUUGGGGAUUUUUUUUUUUUUCUAAUUUGGAACGGUGGGGAGGAGCAGGGAGGGGGGACCUGGAGGAAGGGGAGAGAUCAGGCAGCCAUCAAUUUCCUCCAGUUUCUCCCAGAACAGGUGAUGCUUCUAAAUUGUGAUCACUUUCAGGAGGCAGCGCUGCAGCUGGAAGGAUGCGAGCGACCUAGGGUGGAGGGGCUGAGGCGGCAGAUCUGAACUUGCGGAGGAUAAGAACCCAAACUUUGGUUACAUCAGUCCGCACCUCGCCAGUGAAGCAAAGGACGGGUUAUCUUUUUUUUUUUUUUCCUAAGACUCAAACUUGGGCACUUGAUCCCUUUUCUUGGAUUGCUUUGGAGGAGACGAUUUGCUGGCAACGUUGGGAACAGUCAAGACUGUGUUGUAACUCUUAAUUUUAAAGCGACAGUAGAGGAUCAGAUUUUUUAAAUGUUUGGAAUUCAAGAUACUUUAGGAAGAGGACCAGCUCUGAAAGAGAAAUCGCUGGGCGCCGAGAUGGAUUCGGUCAGGUCCUGGGUCCGGAAUGUCGGAGUGGUGGACGCUAAUGUCGCCGCGCAGAGCGGGGUCGCCCUGUCCCGGGCCCACUUUGAGAAGCAGCCUCCUUCCAACUUGAGGAAAUCCAACUUCUUUCACUUCGUCCUGGCGCUCUAUGACAGGCAGGGCCAGCCGGUGGAGAUCGAGCGGACGGCCUUCGUGGACUUUGUGGAGAAUGACAAAGAACAAGGCAACGAGAAGACCAACAACGGCACUCACUACAAGUUACAGCUCCUCUACAGCAACGGUGUCCGCACGGAACAGGACCUCUAUGUCAGGCUCAUCGACUCGGUCACCAAGCAGCCCAUCGCUUACGAGGGACAGAAUAAGAAUCCGGAAAUGUGCCGAGUUCUCCUGACGCACGAAGUGAUGUGUAGUCGAUGCUGUGAAAAGAAAAGCUGUGGAAACAGAAAUGAGACUCCAUCGGACCCAGUCAUAAUCGACAGAUUCUUUUUAAAAUUUUUCCUCAAGUGCAAUCAGAAUUGUUUGAAAACAGCAGGAAACCCAAGGGACAUGAGACGGUUUCAGGUUGUGUUGUCAACAACGGUGAACGUGGAUGGACACGUCUUGGCUGUUUCUGACAACAUGUUUGUUCAUAACAACUCCAAGCAUGGACGGAGAGCAAGAAGACUAGACCCAUCGGAAGCUACCCCCUGCAUCAAAGCCAUUAGCCCGAGUGAAGGCUGGACCACAGGAGGAGCCAUGGUCAUCAUCAUUGGGGACAACUUCUUUGAUGGUCUCCAAGUGGUGUUUGGGACCAUGCUUGUAUGGAGCGAGCUAAUAACCCCUCAUGCCAUCAGAGUACAGACUCCUCCCCGGCACAUCCCAGGCGUGGUAGAGGUGACAUUAUCUUAUAAAUCUAAACAGUUCUGCAAAGGAGCCCCAGGAAGGUUCAUUUACACAGCAUUAAAUGAACCCACCAUAGACUAUGGCUUCCAGAGACUGCAGAAGGUCAUCCCUAGGCAUCCUGGAGAUCCUGAGAGAUUAGCUAAGGAGAUGCUGUUGAAAAGAGCUGCAGAUCUAGUGGAAGCUCUUUAUGGUACACCACACAAUAACCAGGACAUCAUUUUGAAGCGAGCCGCAGACAUUGCUGAAGCCCUCUACAGCGUCCCCAGGAAUCCCAGCCAGCUUCCAGCCCUCUCCAGCUCCCCAGCACACAGCGGCAUGAUGGGAAUCAAUUCCUAUGGCAGCCAGCUUGGGGUCAGCAUCUCAGAGUCAACACAAGGAAAUAAUCAAGGGUACAUCCGCAACACAAGCAGCAUCUCUCCGCGGGGAUACUCUUCCAGCUCCACGCCUCAACAGUCUAAUUACAGUACCUCCAGCAACAGUAUGAAUGGCUACAGCAAUGUCCCUAUGGCCAACCUGGGUGUUCCAGGAUCACCAGGAUUUCUAAAUGGCUCACCCACCGGCUCUCCUUAUGGAAUUAUGUCAUCGAGUCCCACUGUUGGGUCUUCCAGCACAUCCUCCAUCCUCCCAUUUUCCUCUUCAGUUUUUCCUGCUGUCAAACAGAAGAGUGCCUUUGCCCCUGUCAUCAGGCCCCAAGGCUCCCCUUCACCUGCCUGCUCCAGUGGCAAUGGAAAUGGAUUCAGAGCCAUGACCGGACUUGUUGUACCCCCGAUGUAAAGAAGAACUGCUUUCUUAUAGCACACAACUACUUACUCUGAUGGACCAAUAAUGAAGAAAGCACUAUGAGCUCUUUUGGGGGCAUAGUGGUGCCCCCACAUGAACACGAUGGACA